Molecule: messenger RNA, 3676 nt
Organism: Durio zibethinus
Lineage: Eukaryota; Viridiplantae; Streptophyta; Magnoliopsida; Malvales; Malvaceae
Source: RefSeq, a predicted model, not a curated record
UUUCUCAGAUAUGGAUGUUUCAACUUCUGUUAGUUCAAUUGAUUUACCUGGUAUUGAGGAGAAAGAUGGCCUUUCCAUGGAAGCUUUUGCUAAAGUUCAAGAGAUUUUCAGCAAUUUUGAUUGGCUAUCUCCAAAGACAGCUGUAGCAAAUAUGUUUCAGCAUAUCUCAGUAUCAAAUAUACUACAAGAAGAUUUUGAGACAGAUUCCCCCAAGGGUAUGGAAAGAGUCAGUGUCUUGCAUGAUGAUAAAGUCAAGGAGAAAUCAAAAUUACAGGUACCAGAACACAUAAUCGCAAUUCCAACAUCUGCUGCUUUGGAGAAACAAUCUACAUUCUCUUUUAAACCAUCCUUCGAUGCAAAUUCAACUAGAAAGAAGUUUGAAUCACAAGAAAUCCAGGUUGCACCCCAAAAGCAUGUACAGCCUACACCCUCUUUUGGAUCAUCUUCAGAUACAAGCCCAAUUGAGGGGAAAACUGAAUUGCCAGAACUUCAAGUUGCUGCACAAGAAGCAGAACAUUCUAAGACCUCUAUUCAACCAUCCCCAGAAGCCAAUUCAAUUAGCAGGGAAGUAAAAACUCAAGAACUUCAAGUUUCUCUGCGACAACCUGCACAAUCUACGUCAUCGUCCAAACCAACCCUGGAUAUAAAUUCAAUCAGAAAGAAAAUUGAACCCCAAGAGCUUCAGGUUGCUCUUCAAUGGCCUGCACAACCUAAGAUCAUAUCACAGCGAAUACCUCAGUCUUCAAUCUCUUCUCCAGUUUCAUAUUGCAAUUCCUUGCAAGGUUCACCUGUGCCAAUAUCAAGAUACCAUAGUGCAUCUUCAGUUCUUGGCAUUACAGCUCUAUUGCAUGAUCAUGCUGUAUCUAAAAGUGAUGAACACAUUCAUCCGGUGACAUUACCUUUAUCUUCCUCAGCUAUUUCAUCUCCUUUGUCAAAUACACCUAAACCUCUGCAACUUAGUCUUGCAAUUACUUCACCAAAUCCUCCUUCACUUGGUACACAAGUUACUAGUGAAACUUCCCUAAUAGCAAAAGCUUCUCCAAAUCUUUCACUUCAAGUGACCUUAAAAGCAACGCAUACCGAACAUCCAGGAACCACUUCAUUUUGUAGAGGUCAGUCAUCAUUUGUUUCUCCCCCUUCUCCAUUACCUUCUCUUUCAGGAGCAUCUUCUGCCAUGGAGAACUCUAAUUCAGGCCCAUCUUCCACUUCUCAACCCCUUUCUUUUCUGGUAGUAUCUCCUCCUGCAGCCAAAAACUCAUACCAGUCUCCUCCACCUUCCUUUUUAGGGGCAUCUCCAUCACCCUUGGUUAAGAACUCACUCCAAUGUUCUCCUCCCCUGCCUUCCUCUUCUAGUGCAUCUUUAGCACCCACAGUCAAGAACUUAUUCCAGUCUCCCCCUCCCCCACCCCUUCCUCCUCCACUGUCGGGAAUUUCUCCAUCUUCUACUGUAAAGAAUUCGUUUUCAGCUCCCCCUCCUCCACCACUCCCUGCUGUUGCUUCCUCUUUCUCAGCCAUCUGCUCGAUUUCUUCUCAACCACAGCUUCGGACAUCCGGACCUCCUCCACCACCUCCACUUCCCCUACAUUCUGGAUCUGUCUCGGAUCCUACUAGUAAAUACUCAGUGCCACAGCCACCCCCUCUCCCAUGUCUUGCUCCAAAGGGUCCAUCAAAUAGCUCUCCACAUGUUCCACCUGUGCCACCUCCUCCAGUCCCUUGUGCCAAACGGUUAUCUAAAGCAGGUGGUACCUCUCCACAGUCACACUCAGUAAGUAAUGGCAAUAUACCUUCAAUUCCAGGACCACCUUAUGGUGCUCCUUUGAAUUUGAAGGGACAGGGCAUAUCACGUACAGGUCCUAAAAAUCAGGCUCAACACAGAAGGUCAAACUUGAAGCCAUAUCAUUGGUUGAAGUUGACGAGGGCCGUGCAAGGAAGCUUAUGGGCUGAGGCACAAAAACCUGAGGAAGCUUCCAAGACUCCAGAAUUUGACAUGUCAGAACUUGAGAGUCUUUUCUCCGCAGCUGCACCAAAUUCAGAUAAUAGUAGCAGGGAUAGGAAAUCAAAUCAUCAUGCCUCAGGCUGCAAAUCUGAGAAAGUCCAGCUGAUUGAGCUUAGGCGGGCUUAUAAUUGAAUCAUGCUUACUAAAGUUAAAAUUCCUUUGCCUGAUUUGAUGAGUUCAGUCCUUGCCUUAGAUGAUACAGCAUUAAAUGCUGAUCAGCUUGAGAACCUUUUUAAGUUUUGUCCCACCAAAGAAGAGACGGAAUUACUCAAGGGUUAUGAUGGAGAUAAGGAAAACUUGGGAAAGUGUGAACAGUUUUUCCUAGAAUUGAUAAAAGUGCCACGGGUAGAGUCAAAGCUAAGAGUUUUCUUAUUCAAGAUACAAUUCUGUUCCCAGGUUUCUGACCUUAGAAAUAGUUUGAAUAUUGUAAAUUCUGCAGCCGAAGAGGUGAGGAAUUCAGUCAAAUUGAAAAGGAUCAUGCAAAUUAUUCUUUCUCUGGGAAAUGCUUUGAACCAUGGAACUGCAAGGGGUUCUGCUGUUGGUUUUCGGUUGGAUAGUCUCCUUAAACUCACUGACACACGAGCUCAAAAUAACAAGAUGACUCCCAUGCAUUAUCUUUGUAAGGUCCUGGUCAAUAAUUUGCCCGAAGUACUUUAUUUUCCAAAAGACCUAGUGACUUUGGAAGCUUCAACAAAGAUACAAUUGAAAUAUUUGGCAGAGGAAAUGCAAGCCAUUAGUAAAGGGUUGGAGAAAGUUGUACAAGAAUUGACUGCCUCAGAAAAUGAUGGUCCUGUAUCUGAAACUUUUUGCAGGACUUUAAAGCAGUUCCUUAGUUUUGCUGAGGGUGAAGUCAGGUCUUUGGCUUCGCUUUAUUCUAGUGUGGGUAGAAAUGCAGAUGCCUUGGCUCUUUCUUUUGGAGAAGACCCAGCACGUUGCCCAUUUGAGCAAGUUGUGUCUACUCUGCUCAACUUUGUGAGGAUUUGCAAGCAGCUUGAAUUGGAAAAGAAGAAAGCACAGAAGGAGGCAGACAAUGAGAAGCUGAAAAAUAGUACUCACAUGAAGGAGUCUGAACACUUGAUAUGAAGUCCAUUCAAGUGUGCCGAUAUUCAAUGAUAGACACUUAUAAGCUCCAUAUUUCUAUCGGUUAACAUGGCAUUCUGAUUCUCCCAUAUGAAAAUAAGUACAAUUUUGCUCCAUGGAGGGAAAUCACUUGGAAGCUUAUAGCACGAAUUACUGCUGGCAAGUCACUGUUAUCAUGUCACGGAGAGGAAUGUAUCUUGCAUAAUGCAACAACAAGAAUAAGGAGCUAUAAAUUAAAACGCAGGUGGUGCAUGGCGGGGCCAGAUGCCAAUUUCAAAUAGUAAGGCUAUUCUAAUUGCAUUUUUGGUUCGGACAUUUAGGCCAUUUCUGAAUUCUAUACCUGCUAAUUCGGUUUUUAACAUGCUUUCUGGUUUUGGAGCAGAGCUGAUGGAUGGAGUCCUCUCAAGCCACUUGCAUCGUUACCUCUUAAAAAUUUUGUUGUUAAAAUGUAGGUUACAUAAUAGUUUUAUUCUCAACAUAUUUAUUUUUUUAUGUAAAUUUUUAGUUAUAGGAAUGUAAAUGUCAAUAUGAUAUCUAUAUCGAGAUGAUUAGCAAGAUCAAAGUUUCCUCAUUCCAAAUUGUAUUGCACUUGGUUCAUUC